Chelmon rostratus (copperband butterflyfish) is the source of this 984-nucleotide messenger RNA. Its product is annotated as free fatty acid receptor 3-like. The record is from RefSeq and is a predicted model, not a curated record. Gene Ontology annotation, cellular component: plasma membrane. The coding region runs from base 1 to 984 and encodes 327 amino acids. Gene Ontology annotation, molecular function: G protein-coupled receptor activity. NCBI's taxonomy places the organism in Eukaryota, Metazoa, Chordata, Actinopteri, Chaetodontiformes, Chaetodontidae. Gene Ontology annotation, biological process: G protein-coupled receptor signaling pathway; cellular response to fatty acid. The transcript has a single exon.
AUGCUGUUGCUUUCCGUCUACAUCGUCACCUUCCUGAUGGGGGUCCCCGCCAACAUCCUGGCUUUCUGCACCUUCUGCCGCAAGGUGCGUCGCAAGGCGUCCCCGAUAGACAUCCUCCUCCUCAACCUCACCAUCUCCGACCUCAUCUUCCUGGCUUUCCUGCCGUUUAAGAUGAAGGAGGCCUCUGAUGACAUGGCCUGGCUGCUGCCCUUCCCCCUGUGUCCCUUCACUGGCUUCCUGUUCUACGUCACCAUCUACAACAGCACCCUGCUCCUCACCGCUGUGAGUGUGGAGCGCUACCUGGGCGUCGCCUACCCCCUCAGGUAUUCCCUGUGUCGCAGGCCUCGCUAUGCCUGGUUGGCCAGCAUCUGUUUCUGGGUGGUGAGCUGUAUGAACCUCAGCGUCGUCUACAUCAUACCCUACGCCCAGUGGAGCAAAGGUGCAGACAGUGGCGACAACAACGGCAGCGCCACCAACAGCCCCGCCACGCCUCCGCCCACCUGCUACCUGGAUUUCACCACGGAUGAGCUCGCCAUCCUGCUGCCGUUCCGCCUGGAGCUCUUCGUGGUUCUCUUCUGCAUCCCCUUCUUGAUCUGCUGCUUCUGCUACGUCAACUUCAUCCUCAUCCUGUCCCGCCUUCCAAACAUCAGCAGGCGGCGAAGGCUGCGUGCCAUCGGCCUGGCGCUCGGCACGCUGAUAGUGUUCGCCGUCUGCUUUGGGCCUUACAACGCCUCCCAUGUGGUGGGCUUCGUUCGCCAGGAGAGCGAGGAGUGGAGGAACGUGGCGUUGCUCUCCAGCACAUUCAACGCCUGCCUGGAUCCAUUUAUCUUCUACUUCUCGUCGGCGGCCGUCAGAAGCACGUUAAGUAACUGCUGCAGGAGCAUCAGGGCGAAGCUGCACAUCCUGAGGUGUGGAGGGGCCGCCUGCUGUCCCACCCAGAGACCCUCCAAGGCUGAUAGAUACAAGGAAGCUCCCCUUCCUUAA